Amphimedon queenslandica is the source of this 811-nucleotide messenger RNA. RefSeq lists its product as uncharacterized. The annotation marks the transcript as partial. Lineage: Eukaryota; Metazoa; Porifera; Demospongiae; Haplosclerida; Niphatidae. The transcript is spliced from 4 exons. The record is from RefSeq and is a predicted model, not a curated record.
CCCAUAUCAUUAUGGCCCCCCAAAAAUUCAAUCCUAGAUCCGCCCCUGGCUCAAGUUGUUCUUACUGAGGAAUCAGUUGAUCUCUUACAUACAGAGGGAUUGAUAUCUAAGGAUACAUUAACAGAAGUGAAGAGUUGCGGUUGUUCAUUGGUAGGAGAUCCAAUGUUACUAAUAUUAAGUGCUGUAGCUAAAAAUCAUAGCAAGUUAUGUACUCUGACAAGCAUUCUAAUGAAAUCAAAGGAAGCAGUGUCUUUAGCUAAUGAUAUAAUAAUGGAAUAUGAAAAGUCAUAUCCUUCGGCAGUAACAGUUAUGCCAUCUUGUCAACAAGCAAGUACUUCAACAUCUUCAAGAUCUGGACAAUUACAAGAUAGUAGUAGUGAGACUCAAGUAACUACCAAUACUGAUGCUACUCCACAAGGUGUAGUAGAGGUCAUAGUUCAUCCUGGCUAUGAAGCUGAGUUUGAUAGAAUGGCUACUUUGCGUGGUAAUCUUAUUCACAGUAUCGUUCCUCUCAUCAAAGCAGCGAUACCAUCCAUUGAUGAUUUGAAGACCUAUGUUAGACGAUGUCGCUCUCAUUUAGAGAAUCAAUUGGACCAAGCAGAAACAUUUGAUGCUGUCAUGCGAGUGAUCGAAAAAGAGUGUUCCAUUCUCAAUGUUUCAGUUUUGGAGGCUAUAGUGAAUAAUUAUUCAAUAAAAGAUGUUGGAGACAUGAUAUUAGCUUAUCAGACACACUUGAAUGAAUUCUGUGAGAACAAAUUAACAAUGUUUUGUGAUUGUCAGCUUAAGAGAUUGUCCUCUUCCCUCCUCACUU